CCUGGAUAGACAGCCGUCCAUCUGUCCAUCCGUGCGUCCACUACAGCAGCCAGGAAGGUGGGAGCGUCAAGGUGAAGAUGCUGGAAAACGGGAGGAAGGUGUUCAAGGAGGGUCUGCUGGAGAAGCGGAGCGACGGGCUGCUGCAGCUCUGGAAGAAGAAGCACUGCGUCCUGACCGAGGACGGCGUGCUGCUGCUGCCGCCCAAACAGCACGACCAGCCGCAGCACCACCAGCCGCACCACGGCGGCGGAGGAGGAGGCGGAGGGGACUCGGGCAAAGUCAAGGAGCUGCACUUCGCCAACAUGAAGACGGUGGACUGCGUGGAGCGGAAGGGCAAGUACGUGUACUUCACGGUGGUUAUGACGGAGGGUAAGGAGAUCGACUUCAGGUGCCCACAGGACGAGGGCUGGAACGCGGAGAUCACCUUGCAGAUGGUCCAGUACAAGAACCGGCAGGCGAUCCUGGCCGUCAAGUCCACCCGGCAGAAGCAGCAGCUGCUCGUCGUGCAGAUGCCCGGGCAGAAGACGAUCCGCAGCUCGCCAAAUGUUGCGUGACCUGCGGCGAGUCCCGCGGACAAUGGUGCACCAUCAGCGGGAAUAAAUCCACAGUGUCAGUAUGAGUUGGCGUCAAUGGUUUGAUCCAGACUGUUGGAAUGAAAUGAGCAGCCCGAGGUCCCGUUAUCAAGCGACUUUAGAUUCGCCUCCUGUGUCAGGCACCAUCAGUCUGCAGUCUGUCUAAUUGAUUGCAUCCGCAGGUUAAUUGGACACUCAGCUGGAGGAUGAAUAUUGACGCGGGCUGCAUCUCCCCCUGCCGCUUCACCACACCGUCUCCAGGAGAACCCCUCUUCCGUGUGAUGGCGUCCACAGACCAGCGUCCCCUUUUCAAUACAGAGACUUAUUUCACAAAAGACUGAUGGACAAAAAGCAUGUGAGAAAACAACUACCGUGCAUUGGGUUUAUCCCUUAUUUAUUAGAUGUGUAUAUAUAUUUUCUAUAAAAAAAAGUUAUGUUGUUGAUGAAUGUUCAGUGUGUUUGUUGCUAGAGUGGAACAGGAAAUACUCACUCUGUGGUUCCCAGUCCACAUGUUACACAUAAAGUCCACUGGGAAUACUAGUUAUCUUAGGACAGCUGCUGUAGGUUAGUCUGAUCACUUCAUUCCCGGUACAAUUUGUCAUCAUCCAUGUUUUCAUUUUUCAACUGAACCAAAGAAUCAUUUCAGUGCAUUUCUCUUUUGUGCAGUGUUCCAGCUCAGAAUAUACUAUACUCAAAUACUAUAGAUAUAUGAUGAGAUACCUGCAUGACUAAUUUGUUUGACUGCUUGAUUUAUUUAUAGCCACAGUUGUAUUUUCAUUGUGUACAUUAACCAUAGCUAACAAAGCUAUCUCUUGCUUUCUUGUGAGUCUUAAGUCUGAGUAAGGUACCAGCUUAAUACCCUGCGUUUGUUUUCAGUGGCUACAGAGAAGAGUUAUACCGUGAGGACGUAACAUGCACAGCUGAGUUUUUAUUAUAUUGUCUGCUCUAAAGAUAGUUUAAUUAAUUGCAUUAAAUCGUAGUGGAUGGGAAUGAAGUGGCAUCUGAAUUGAUAUGUGUAGUCUGACAACAAAAAGGUGGCAAUACUACUUCAAACUGAUCAUCAAAAACAAAAAGGUGGAGUAGUUUGACAUUUUAAAAUUUGAAGACAUUCAGAGCUACUUCCUCUAUUAAUCAUCGAAGCUGUGUGCAUUUUAUUUAGCCCUGCUGUGUCAGUGUAUAACUGCUCUGCAAAAGACGCUAAGCUUGGGCACAGCCUAAGAGUCCAUGGAACAAAUUGGUCUUGUUAAUGAACGGUGUCAAAUUAUUGCCCAUUAGCUUCUGUUAAGUUCUGCUAGCCAUAUUUAGCUUGCUUGGAGUAAGUUAGCCACUGCGCUAACUAGCUUGCUUAGCGCAACGCUGCGUUCAAAUGGAGUUGUGUAUCCCAUGUUCAUGAGUUUAUAUUAAUAGCUCCACUGUUGUGUUAUGCAUGACCUCAUAAGAGGACAUUUUUGGAGAGCUAGAGCAAGUUCACAACUUCGUGUACAUGACUUCCAGUGUCGCAGACAGGGGCGCUUACUGCGCUAACUAGCUUGCUUACUUUAAGUUAGCUACUGUGAUAACUAGUAAGUUAAGACUAAGUUAUUGUGCUAACUAGCUUGCUCACUGUUGUUAACUACUCUGCUAUCUGGUUUGCUCUCUUUAGGCUAUGUUCUACUGUCUAAAUCAGUUUGCUUCCCCUAUGUUAGCUACUUUUCUAAUUUCUAGCUUGCAUAGCCUAAAUUAGGUUCUGUGCUAACUGGGUUGAUUAGUGACAGUUAGCUGCUGUGCUAACCAACUAACUUACUGCUUAUUUUAAGUUAACAAGCUGUUGUUAGUAACAAAAGAGACCUUUUAUGAUUGACUAGUACUAGCAUGUUUCCAGUAGGCUAACAUAUUUGCAUUUAGCUUGCCAGCUGAAGGAUUACACCUCAUUCAUUUUAAAAGGGUCAAUCACUGCGGGGCAUAUGGCAUGUUUCUCUAGUUUCUGGGAAAACACAGCACAUUAUAGCUGAGUGUCUUCCGCCUGACCCCCUGCACACGUGAAUGGCACAAGAAUAAUUAACUUGGCUACACUACAGCUCCUCCUGUGUAAAAGUUGAUUGGACCCAAAGGCUCAAAAUGUGCCAAAAGGGUCAUUUUAGCAAUGUAUUCAUGGCUUGAAAGACGUCUCUGUGUUUCUGGUCCAGUCUUGUGACCUCACAGCUAAGAGGCUGUUCCGUGGGGUUUGUGUUGUAUGACUCUCUUAUCGUCAUGAGAAGGAUUCCUCUCCAAUAGUUUGUAUUUUCCUACAAUAUUGGGACAGGGGUUGAAAACUUUUGUCGACAAAAUAACCAUGUUUGCAGCCACUUAGCCAACUGCUGAAUUUCCAGUGUCACAAAUGCUGUGAAACUUUGCCAUUUUUUCUAUUUUGCCUUGAGUUGUUUCAAAGCAAACAUUUAUCACAACCAGUUAGAUUGUUUAGGUCUCUGCAGCAGCUCUGCCUCUGAGAAAUUUGUCAUAAAAACAUUUCUAAGGGACUGUUCUUUAUUUAUCAGAAGAGGGGAUGGCUCUGGUGUGACUUUUUUUAAAUAUUAUUAUUAUUUUUAUCAUGAGAAUAUAUUUCCUUGAGCAUCCCUGAGUGACUGGGGGGAAUGCACGACCUUCCCUUCACCACAAAUAACCUUUUGUUUUCAUAAUCACAUCAUAUGUAGGUAUCCAUGAAGGCACCAAGCAGACAUGGGAGUGAAAAACUGUGCACAACAGUGGCAAAAUCAGUGCAUGGCGGAAGUUAGUGGAUUUUAAAAACAUACAUUUGGAAGUUAAAACUUGUAAACAAAAUCCUGGAGUUGUUUUGUUUUUUCCAGUGUCUGCUUAGUACUAAUGUUUUGGCUGUUUUUUGGCAAAAUUUUUAAGUAAGACGUGAUUUUUAAGACUUAAGAGUACAUUGUGCAUGAUGUGUUCAAGGAUUGUCAAAAUUUGAAAAUCUUACAGUUUGUCUUUACAGUUUCUGGCUGUGAUAUUAAUAGUGUAAUGUUGUUAAUUCUUAAACAAAUCAAACAAACACACAAAAAAAACCCUCUUGCACCUGAUACCGGGAUUUGGGUUCAGAGGGUAUCUUAAAUAAAAUACAAAAUACAGUGAUUUCAGGUUGUACAUCCCUUCCCUUAGACAAAAUGAAAAAACCACAAGACACCCUCCCUAGUGAUUAAAUAUUUUUGACAUGCUCCCCCAAAUUGCGUUCUCAUAAAUACUUAACAGUCCCUAAUUUGCAGCUUUUAUAAAAUGAAAUGAAAAACAAGCAUUGAAUAAUGUGAUUGCUGUGAAACUAAAGAUGGCGAUACAUUUAGUAACGCCCUCUGUUGUUUUUCUCAUGAUGAUGGAGCGAUGUUAUUUCACUAUGGCUCAUGUUGUUUCCUGUUUUUCUGAAAGUGUUUUCCAGUGCUUUCCCCCUCUUUGCCAGUGUGUCGAAGCCAAGUCAACACAUGCCUCCGUGUCGUUGUCAUCUCCCACGCCGGGUAAUAGCUGUGCCCUUUAUCUAAUGUGACUGGUGUGAUGCUUCUCUGCUGACAUGCCUUCCCGUUGCCAUCAUCACACACACAGUUAUAGCUGUGCCCUUUGUAGCCACUGUCUGAUUUCUUAUUCCAACGUGAGAUCUAUUUUCAUACCUCGAAAAGAUACAUUCCAUUAA
Messenger RNA from Plectropomus leopardus (leopard coralgrouper), 4218 nucleotides. It is a transcript of the gene phlda1, whose product is annotated as pleckstrin homology-like domain, family A, member 1. Lineage: Eukaryota; Metazoa; Chordata; Actinopteri; Perciformes; Serranidae. The record is from RefSeq and is a predicted model, not a curated record. Gene Ontology annotation, molecular function: phosphatidylinositol phosphate binding. Gene Ontology annotation, biological process: positive regulation of apoptotic process.